AUGGAGCCGGGAGCGGGAGCGGGAUCGGGAGCGGGAUCGGGGUCGGGAUCGGGAUCGGGAUGGAGAUCGGCACCGACAGCGGCAGCGGAGCGCUGGGCCGGCACCGCCUGCGUGGUGAGCGGCGCUUCCCGUGGCUUCGGGCGCAGCCUGGCGCGGCUCCUGGCCCCGCAGCUCGGGCCCGGCUCGGUGCUGCUGCUGCUGGCCCGGUCCGCGGAGCCGCUGGCCGGGCUGGCGGCCGAGCUGCGCUCCGGGAGCUGCUCCGAGCUGCGGGUGCAGUGCGUGCCCGCUGACCUGGGCUGCGAGGAGGGGCUGCGGAGGGCGGGCGCUGCCCUGCGGGAGCUGCUGCGGGACCCGUCCUUCGGCCGCCUGCUCCUGGUCAACAACGCCGGCUCCUUGGGCGACAUUUCCAAAUCCUUCCUGGACCUCACCGACCUGGAGGAGAUCAACACCUACUUCUCCUUCAACAUCAGCUCGGCGCUGUGGCUGACCUCCACGGCCCUGCAGGCCUUUGGGGCUCGGCCAGGCUGCAGCAGGAGCGUGGUGAACAUCUCCUCGCUGUGUGCCCUGGAGCCCUUCCCCAGCUGGGCUCUGUACUGUGCUGGGAAGGCCGCCCGGGACAUGAUGUUCCGCGUGCUGGCGCUGGAGGAGCCCGGGAUCCGCGUGCUCAACUACGCCCCGGGGCCUCUGGACACAGACAUGCAGCUCCUGGCCCGGACCAGGACUGGAGACCCCGGGAUGCGCCAGCACUUCCAGAAGCUGCAGGAGAAGGGGCAGCUCAUCGACAGCUCCGUGUCAGCCCAGAAGCUGCUCCGGCUCCUGCAGGAGGAUUCCUUUCCCUCCGGAGCACACGUGGAUUUCUACGACAUCUGACUUCCUCCACCUUUGCCUUCCUGCUUUGCUUCCAGCUGAGCCUUUUCCUGGUGCCUCCAGCAGGACCUUGUUCAAAUCCUGGGAUUUGGGAAGCUUUGAAGACGCCUCUGUGUGCCUUGUAAACACCCCUGGUGCCCUUCUGGGGCUGGGGGCAGCUCCUGCUGCUGAGCCUCGCUGGCAGGAGCUGGAAUCCCUCAGCUCCUGGGGAUCAGGAGGGAUCAGGAGGGAUCAGGAGAGAUCCCUCAGCCACCCCUGGAGCAGAGGUGAUUUCCCCAUGGGACAGCCCUGGGAGGUUCAGGGUGCUCUUGGCUCGCAGUUCUCUGGGUUAAGCUGCAGCAAAGCCUCUCCCGGUGGUUUUUUCCACAAAGACCGGUAAUCACCAGGAGAGGGAGCUGGCCUUGGAGGAGUUGGGAAUUUUGGGAGCCUGGCUGGCAUCAGCAGCUCACAGAAAGUUGGUCAGAGCAAAGACACAGCCCUGAGUUCCUGUCCUGCUCCUGUUGCAGGUUUUGUGUCCAAGCCUCUCUUUGGGGCUUCAGCCCCUUCCUUUUAAUCAUUUGUGGAGUUUUUUGUCAUUUUUCCCGUCAGAUUCCAGCAGGCACAGACACACAGAGACUUUUCUCCUGGAAAGCUGAUGCAGAAAAGUUCUUUUGAAGUCCAGUGCACGCCGUGUGUGCCCUGGAAAUGCCCAGUGCCCCUCUGUGCCCCCUCCACCCCAACCCUGCAGCUCAGAUUUUGCACCCCUGGCUCUCCAAGCAUUUAAAGUUCUAAAAUCAUUAAA
This is a messenger RNA of Pseudopodoces humilis (Tibetan ground-tit), 1648 nucleotides long. RefSeq names its product sepiapterin reductase (gene SPR). NCBI's taxonomy places the organism in Eukaryota, Metazoa, Chordata, Aves, Passeriformes, Paridae. The record is from RefSeq and is a predicted model, not a curated record. Gene Ontology annotation, biological process: tetrahydrobiopterin biosynthetic process. Gene Ontology annotation, molecular function: sepiapterin reductase (NADP+) activity.